Messenger RNA from Hyalella azteca, 17459 nucleotides. RefSeq names its product low-density lipoprotein receptor-related protein 1 (gene LRP1). NCBI's taxonomy places the organism in Eukaryota, Metazoa, Arthropoda, Malacostraca, Amphipoda, Hyalellidae. The coding region runs from base 1 to 15387 and encodes 5128 amino acids. The transcript has 86 exons. The record is from RefSeq and is a predicted model, not a curated record. Gene Ontology annotation, molecular function: protein binding; calcium ion binding.
AUGCCUGCAUGGCAGUCUGCUCGCAGGGAGACUUGCUCCUCCGACGCGUUCAAGUGCGCGACAAGCGGCGAGUGUAUCCCGCAGGCUUGGGUGUGUGACGGACAGCCUGACUGUGGCAGAGAUGACCUCUCCGACGAGCAUCGCGACACAUGUGCUACUAACAACACAUGUCCCGCUAACACGUACCACUGCGACGACCUGCUCGCCUGCGUGCCCCUGAGCAGCGUCUGCAACUCACACCCCGACUGCCAGGACGGCUCAGACGAGGGCUCCUUCUGUGACUUGAAACCCUGUUCAGCGAUGCACUGCCACCACAACUGCACGUCAACACCUUCAGGAGGCCAGUGCUACUGCCCCUACGGCCAGAAGCCCGUGGGCGACGCCUGCGAAGCGAUGAACAUGUGUGAGGUGGAGGGUACGUGCGACCAGCUCUGCAGCGUCCACGACGCCCACCACCGCUGCUCCUGCGUACCCGGCUACACGCUCCUCGAGGGCCGCCGCUGCGCUGCCGUCAACGAGCCUGAAGGUGCACCGGCGCUGCUGUUGUAUGGCAGCGCCACGGCUCUGGAGGAACUCUACCUCAACGGCUCUGGUGUCUUCGGCCACUCGCUCAGCAAGCGCGUCGCCGUGUCAACCCUUGACUACGUCUACAGCAACAGAACAGUGUGCUGGGUGAACCCUGGACUGGACCUGGCGGUGAUGGAGUGCGCUCAUCUCGACAACCUGGAGCGUCACUGGAAGCUCGGCCAUCCACCGCACUACCAGCUCGACUACGCGAAGCAAAUAGCCGUGGAGUGGGUGACCGGCAACUGGUAUGUCUUGGACCGACGAGAGUUUAUCUUCGUAUGCACGUCCUCGCUCUCCACGUGCGUUACCAUCGUCGACAGCUUCGUCAACAAGCCCCAGAGCAUCGCUGUCGAUCCUGCCCAAGGGUUCCUGUUCUUCAGCGGCUACGGUACGCUGCCUCCUAAAAUUGAGCGCACGUUCUUGGAUGGAUCAAAUCGUACAGAAAUUGUUACCAAGAAGCUCGUCUACCCGUCGGGCAUCACGCUGGACUACGCUAAGAAGCAGCUGUAUUGGGUGGACUUCUACCUCGGUCACCUCGCCAGGGUUGACUACGACGGUGAACACCGCAAGACAAUCACAACCUUCAUGAAGGACGACAGGCCGCACUGGCUGACGAUGUUCGAGCGCACGUUGUACGUGCUGAGCGAGCAGAACAACGGCGGCCUUAAGAGCGUAGACUUGGACGGCCACCGCCGCCCUGUGCCCAUGAAGACAGACCUCGAGUCCAGCAACGUCAUCACUGUCGUGCAUCGCCAGCGCCAACCUCAUGUUGAUCACCCGUGCGGCGUAAACAACGGAGGCUGCGACGAGUUGUGCGUGGUGAUGUACCGAGGCAGCGGCGAGGCGUACGCCUCCUGCCUCUGUCAGCCUGGCCACGUCCUGCACGCUGGCGUCUGUGUUGAACAGAUACCGGAGGAGUUCUUGCUGUACGUGAUGGAGAGGCCUGGCUUCAUCAAAGGUGUUCCGCUGGAUGAGACGCACGGCAAGCAAGUUAUCCUGCCCAUCACCGGCCUCGUCCGGCCCUCCGCCGUCGACUUCAACUCACGCACAGGCUUCAUCUUCUACUCGGACGUGCAGAGACAGAGAAUUGACCGACGUAAGGUGGACGGGUCGAUGCACGUCCCCGUCGUCAGUGACGGGCUUAUCAACGUCGAGGGACUCGCUGUCGACUGGCUGGCUGAGAACCUUUACUGGACCGACGAGGGUCGUUCUUGUAUUUUCGUAUGCAAGCUGGACGACAGCUCGAAGCGCCGUCUCCUCGUGCACGAGAACUUGACCAACCCGCGCGCCAUCGCACUCAACCCCGACGCCGGCCUCAUGUACUGGACCGUCUGGAAGCUCAACUCCGACGCCAAGCAGGAAGCGAAGAUAGAAGUAGCGUGGAUGACGGGAGAACAUCGGUCUGUUCUUGUACGAGACGGGCUGGUGUGGCCCAACGGCCUCUCCCUGGACUUGGAGCGCCAGCAGCUCUACUGGUGCGACGGAUACACCAACACAAUUGAGAGGAUUGACCUCUCCGGCUCUGGCAGACAGGUUGUUCUACACAAGCCAGAUGCGCACUUCUAUGGCCUUAGCUACCACCGCAACCACAUCUACUGGACAGACUUCCAGAAGGGCAGCGUACAUCGCAUGAGCACGAGUGAAGACACCAUUAAAGCCGUCGCAGAAAUUGUUAAACUUGGUGGCGAUACUGGUGGCGGCGGUGGUGGUGGCAGUGGUGGCAGCUUUCAACCAAACCCUACAAAUGCUGUUAACAUUCUGCUGAAGCAAGCCAAGAACCGUGCAUCCAAGUCUCACGUUACGAUGACCACCAAAAGCGAAGUUUCUGAUAAUCAGAAGGCGUGGCUUAAUGAAGAGCUGAGUCGCCGCUACAGAGAGCUGGUGAUGACGUUGCAGGAAGAACAUCCAAGCUUGUUUGAUGUGAAGGUUUACAGUGCCGACCUGCAGCAGGGCACGUCUAAGUGCAGCGAGUUGAAUUGCUUGCAUCUCUGCCUGACGUCUCCGGAAGGCCAGAGAUGUGCCUGUAACACGGGCUAUGAACCUUCCCCUCACUUCCCUCAGAUGUGCGUCGAAAUUGCCAAUUUCUCCAUGCCUUCUCACUGCGACAAGGAGCAGUUUGAGUGCGUGCGAGACCUGCGCUGCAUUGACCGACGUUUUCUGUGCGACGGCGAUAACGAUUGCAGCGACCACAGCGACGAGGACGCGUCGUCUGGUGGCGUCUGUGAGGUUGCGGAGUGCAGCGGCGGGCAGUUUGAGUGCAGCAACAACCGCUGUAUAGAGCACCACUGGGUGUGUGAUGGUGAUGAUGAUUGUGGUGAUGGUUCUGACGAGACCAGCGACCAGUGCACCUGCAAUGACAUGGAGUUCAGGUGCGGGGACGGCCACUGUAUCCCCGUCCACUGGCGCUGUGAUGGCUAUGAAGACUGCGCCGCCUCACCAGGCCACAAGUCUGAUGAAGAUAACUGUGAAGAGCGCGACUGCAGCAGCGGCGACUACCGCUGUGGCAACGGGCGCUGUAUUCUGAUGGCAUUUGUGUGUGAUGGCAACGACGACUGCCACGACAACACAGACGAGAUGUUCUGCCACACAAUCUGCCAUAACGUGUCCGCUCUUAACGUCCCCAACACGCCCCCCAUGUGUGCAACAUCCUGUAACACUUCUCUCACAAGGGAAGACUGUGAGGAGAGGCAAGACUGUACAUGGUGUGGUGACAGCGUGUGCUUCGCAUCACACCAGCUCUGCGAUGGUGUACACGACUGUCCUGACGAUGCUGACGAAGCUGCCUGCGCUAUUACAUUGAGCUCCUUGUGCAGCACCGAAGAGUUCCUGUGCGAGGAAGAGCUGCGCUGCAUCCCGCGAGACUUCCUAUGCGACGGCAACGCUGACUGCUUCGAUAACUCUGACGAGCGCAACUGUAGCACCAUAUCAUGCAGCAGCGAAGAAUGGCGGUGCACCUCAGGCCGGCAGUGCAUCUUACAGAGCUAUCACUGCAACGGGUCUCCGGACUGCGACGACGAGUCAGACGAGCGCAACUGCACGACGUCUAGUAGCAGUGCGGCGACGCACGUUGAGACACCAGGCAACCACUCAGGGCUGUACAACCCAUGCCUGGCACCAGCUGUUAUGAGCUGUGAUAACGGCACCAUCUGUCUACUGCCGCACCAGCUCUGUGAUGGAGUGCAGCUCUGUGAUGACGGCUUUGACGAAGGAGGCCGCUGUGGUUUGAAGGAGUGUACUUUGCUUGCAUGCACGGAAGGCUGCGUGCAGACGCCGUAUGGUCCUCUGUGUACGUGUCCUGUACACACGUCCUUACUGGAGGACGGCGUGACGUGUAGCUCUCCUCCACACAUCUGCGACGUGUGGGGCACCUGCCAUCAGUUGUGUCACCGCGUGUCAGGCGGGGGCCACAAGUGUGGCUGUAGCGCAGGGUUCCUCCUGGAGGCUGACGGCUUCACCUGCAAGAGCGUCGAGCGCCGUGAGCCGUACCUGGUGUUCUGCAACCGUCAUGAGCUGCACCGGCUCUCCAUCACAAGUAACGUGUCCAGCGUCCAGCACAAGCCGCUGCUCAAGGGUCUUAAGAACGCCGUGGCGCUGGACUUCUGGCACACUGACGAGGGCAUCGACCAUCUCUUCUGGACGGACGUGUCCAGCGACCAGAUCUUCACCGGCACACUCUAUGCUGGCAGUCUGACGAACAUCCACGUUGUGCUGUCGUUUGGUGUGGCCACAGCUGAAGGCCUCGCUGUCGACUGGAUGGGCCACAACCUGUACUGGGUAGUGAGGGGCAAACGGUCCAGCUUACAGGUGGCCCAGCUGUCUGGGUCUAGCCUCUCUGGGGUCAACACCAAGACCCUCAUAGACACCGCCAUACACAGCCCCAGGGCCAUCGCUCUAGACCCCAGAGACGGGCUUAUCUUCUGGACAGACUGGGAGAUGCACAAGUCUCGCAUCGAGCGCGCGACGAUGAGCGGCGGAGACCGACGCGUGGUCGUCACCAUCGGGGGGCUGGGCUGGCCUAACGGCCUCACGCUCGACUAUUUCGCUCGCAGGAUAUAUUGGAUAGACGCUAAGAGUGACAGCAUCCAUACUGCCGAGUAUGACGGCUCCGACCCCAGGAUGAUCUUACACGCGCACGACCUGCUCUCCCACCCGUUCGCCAUCACCCUGUACGGCACCCAAGUGUUCUGGACGGACUGGCGCACUAACUCCCUUAUGAGUGCCAACAAGUACAACGGGUCUAACGUGUCGGUGUUGCGGCGCACCAUCACGCAGCCCUUCGACGUGGUGCUCGUACACCCCUCCCGCCAGCCUCGAGAGGGGGCGAACGCGUGUGCUGGUAACGGGGGCUGCUCGCACCUGUGCCUGCUGAGUGGUCCUGGCACCAGGGAGUGCCACUGCCCGCAGGAGAUGUCGCUAGUGCCCAACUCCACUCAGUGUGCCCGCAAAGAGACGAUCAUCUUCCUGAGCCUGCCUGGAGAGCUACGAGGGCUGGACAUCUCAAGCCCCUCGUCUGCCUUCAUCCAUCAUUUGGGCAACCCUAAUACUGCCGGGACGUCAAACUGGCAGCCUGGACGCGACACCGUGAGUGUGUUUGAAAUCGGACAACUUGACUUCGACUCGUCCGAGCAGUGGGUGUACUGGACCGAGCCUUGGGUGCACGAGGUGCGACGUAUGAGGCUCGAUGGGUCCCGACACGCAGAAGUCCUUCUGGAUACUGAACUUACGAACCCUAGAGGUUUGACGAUCGACUGGGUGUCCGGAAAUUUAUUUUUCGGACACUCCGUGUAUAACUUGGACCCGUCCUCUGCAAUCUUCCCUGUGAAAGUAAAAAACCGAGUAGAAAUACGAGGCUCUGGCCACAUCAGCGUGUGCAAGUUAGAUGGAUCUUUCAGGCGCGUCUUAAAGACAGUGUCGGUCACGUACGUCCCGUCGCUUGCUGUGGAUCCUUUCUUAGGCCUGGUUUAUUUCAUCGAUAUCGAGCAGCGUGACGACAAACGGGUCUUUAAAAUAGGAGCAUUUGACAUGACUGGCAAGGCAUUUGCAAUCACAGACUCUACUGUUUCAUCUGAUGUAGUGCACCCUGCGUAUCUUAUAGUUGAUUGUCCUUCGCAACGUCUCUACUGGAUCGAUCUCAGCACAGGAUUCGUCAUGUUUUAUGAACAGAAACAGAAAACGGUGGGAUCUUUACGCCGCGUCGUUCCUGAAGACAACUCACGAAUUUUUGGACUCUCUUUGUUCAGUGGCUAUCUGUAUUACGGCGUCAAUAGCACGCUCUAUAGGAGCAGCUUGUCGUCAAAUAAUGACGCGGAGGAGAUCACAACAGACGCUGCGCGUGCGACAAGUGUCAUGAUUUACCAUCAACGUAAAGGAGGAAGCAACAGCUGCGACGGCAAUUCUUGCGCUCAUCUGUGCCUACCCACACCUCUUGGGGCUCCUGAGUGUGUUUGUGCUGAAGGCUACACAAGAGAUGCUCGAGACCCGACCAUCUGUGUGGCAGCUGAUCAUGUCUUAGUGUACGCUUCACAGAAGGGGCUCACUGGCUUCAUUCUGCAGCCUGAGGGGCACUUUGAAGCAGGAGGCCUUCCCGUCAUCUCAAGACUCGGGGCCGUGGAUGUUGUCAGCGCAGACGUUCGAAGGAAUAUUCUUGUUGUGGCUGACUUUGAUGCUGGCACCGUCACGCAAAUGUGGCGAGAUGGAACGAGUCUUAAAACUCUUGUGUCGGGAGCUUCUGUCUCUGGUUUGGCCGUUGAUUGGAUUGCUGGGAACGUGUACUGGUCUGGCGUCAACAGUAUUUCCGUCGGCCGCCUCAAUGACACCCGACAGUAUGUGUUGCUUCACGACCUCGUACAACCUAAGAACUUGGCCUUACAUCCUACCAAAGGGAAGCUUUUCUGGUGCGAAUCAGGCGCUGAAGGAGGCAUUUACACCUCCCUAUUAGACGGCACGGGACGAAGGAGGAUAGUUCACCACACGUCCAGGGUCGGAGGUGUGACAGUGGACUUGGUCCACCACAAGCUCUUCUGGAGUGACUUCGUCGACAGACGCAUACGAGGAUCCAAGCUCGAUGGCUCCGGCGUUUUUACGGUCAUUGAUAAUCUCUCCGGUACUCCCACAGCUCUCGCUCUGCACGACUUGAAUCUCUAUAUUGUCAUGGUCGGACAGAACGUGUACUGGUCUGGCGGCAACAGUAUUUCAGUUGGCCGCCUCAAUGACACUCGACAGUAUGUGUUGCUUCACGACCUCGUACAACCUAAGAACUUGGCCUUACAUCCUACCAAAGGGAAGCUAUUUUGGUGCGAAUCAGGCGCUGAAGGAGGCAUUUACACCUCCCUAUUAGACGGCACUGGACGAAGGAGGAUAGUUCACCACACGUCUAGGGUCGGAGGUGUGACAGUGGACUUGGUCCACCACAAGCUCUUCUGGAGUGACUUCGUCGACAGACGCAUACGAGGAUCCAAGCUCGAUGGCUCCGGCGUUUUUACGGUCAUUGAUAAUCUCUCCGGUACACCAACAGCUCUCGCUCUGCACGACUUGAAUCUCUAUAUUGUCAUGGUCGGCGGCGUGCGGUACAACAGCAGCGUCGGGUUCGUGUCCGUAGCGCCAUCAGCCGGCCAAGCAACAACUCUAACGCGUGUUUUCCACACGGACUUGGACAUCGUUAGCUCACUGAGUGUACUGAGCGAGUCUCUGGGGGCCGACGAGUACAACGACUGCGCUGAGAGCAACGGCGGCUGUCAAGACCUGUGCCUGUAUGAUGGAUCAGAGCUGCAGUGCCGCUGCUUCCAUGCUGCUCUGGCCAGCGAUAAACGCAGCUGUUACGGCCACACCUCGUACAUGGUCUACGCUGACGACAAGAAGCUGUCCAGCGUACAUCUAUACGACGAUGAUGACGUGAACCCUCCACUACGAGAGCUACAAGACUUCACCGCGAGGGCCCUCAGUGUAGACUACCCUCAGUCUCGCCUCUACUACUCCGGGGUCUCCUCCGGCACCAUCCGGAGCUCCUUCUUCAACGGCACUGACGACCGCCUCUUCAUAUCCAAACAAGGCGCCAUAGGAGGGUUGGCGGUGGAGCCUAACGAGCGCCGCCUGUACUGGACCUGCGAGACCGCGGCCGCCGUUAAGAUGGCAGCGCUGGACGAGCCUUAUGGGGCCUCUGGCAAGCACUUCAAGGCUGGGGCCCUCGAUGGCCCGCGUGUCAUACACAGAGUCGUGCAGCUCAACCCCAAGGAGGAUAGACCGAGCAGCAUUGCUCUUGAUUUCUGUCAUCGCAACGUUUACUGGACCAACUGGCACCUGAUGCAGCCAAGCAUCCAACGGGCUGGCUACGAUGGCACAGGCCUGGCUAUGGUUAUUGACACAGACAUCGUACUGCCCAACACACUCGCUAUCGACGACAGCGACGGCAAACUCUACUGGGCAGACGCAAGGCUAAACAAAAUUGAGCGGUGCAAUCUCGACGGUUCCCAUAGAACUAUACACUGUGCCGAUGCUUGUCCCGUGGGUCACAGUUGCUCAGAUACGUGCACGUUGUCCCCGGUUACCCGCGAACCGGUGUGCUCAUGUCACCCCGGUCGGGUACGGAGUGAUCAGAGUGUCUCAGGUCGGGUACGGAGUGAUCAGAGUGUCUUAGAGUGUCGGGACUGUGCACUCACUGAAGUGAACUGUGGCACAGCGUACUGCAUCCCGUAUCAGGACGCGUGUAAUGGCGUGGCGCAGUGUCCUGACGCCAGCGACGAGGAUCCUUAUUACUGUUCAACUCGGGAAUGCAGAGACGGUUUCUUCUCAUGCGGGUCCGGACGCUGCAUUGCCAAGUCACGCGUGUGUGACCAGCAGCCGGACUGUCCGGACAUGCGGGACGAGUCCGACUGUCCGUGCGACACAGACACCGGACACUUCUUAUGUCCGCACAUCGGCAUCUGCUUGCCGCCACAACUGCGGUGUAACGCUCAGCCUGACUGUCCUGAUGUCUCUGAUGAAAUUGGCUGCCCGGCAGUUAACUGUUUUAUGAACGAAAUACCGUUAGCUGCUGGUCAGUCUGUUGCAGUCAUCUUUGUUGGUGUACAUACUGCUGAUACUGCUGCUGGUCAGUCUGUUGCAGUCAUCUUUGUUGGUGCACACACUGCUGCUACUGCUGCUGAGUUACAGAAGACUCCCGAGUGUCUACCAGGCUACCACAAAUGCCACACAGGGUUGUGCAUAGAGCCCAUGUUUGUGUGCGACUUCGAAGACGACUGCGCGGACGGCGGUGCUUUCGGUCCUUCUAGUGACGAAGCCAGCUGCACCAGAACAUGUCAGCAGGACGAGUUUCAGUGCGGGGACGGGUCGUGUAUCAUGCGCUUCUGGCAGUGCGACGGCUCCGCUGAGUGUCCUGAUGGUUCCGACGAGACAAACUGCACCACGUUGAGAGCCUGCAACGAAGGCUGGGUGCGCUGCAACGUGACCAUGCGAUGCAUUCCCCCCAACUGGAUCUGCGAUGGCGACGAUGACUGCGGAGGCUCUCAUCCUCCCGAGGACGAGGAUCAUGACUGCGCGCGAGGCGGGGGAGACUCGGUGUGGAUGGAUUUGGUCGGAGCCUCCAAGGUGGAUGAGGACCACAUCCGGGGACGCGUCGUGCCCAUCUCCUGCAGCCCCGGACAGUUCGCCUGCCCCUUCUUCUCCAGGACCCAGUACCUCUGUGUUGCUAUGCAAUUUUUCUGCGACGGAGAAGUUCACUGCUUGGACGGCAGCGACGAGCCCUCGCACUGCACGGUGCACACGUGUCCUGAAUGGCGACACUUCCGCUGCCGCAACAACAACUGCAUUCCCGACGAGCAGGUCUGCAACACAGUCAAUGACUGCGGCGACUACUCCGACGAGGAGGACUGUCAUGAAGAAGCAAAGGAAUCAGUCGCCGUGUCGAGACAGCGCCGCUUGAUGCAUUAUGUAGUUAUAGUUCAUGAAGAAAUUAUUACUCUGGUAUGUAGACUGGCGGUAUACUUUUUUGUGACGUGUGUGAUGAUGUCACCGAGGAUGGGCAAGAACUGCCGUACAAUCCAUUGCUGUGCCCUCAUCUGCUUUCUACAUCUGCUCCUGAAAGUGAUAGUUACAGCUGUAGCAGCUACGUCUGUGCAGACAGAGACAUCGAUCAGCAGCGGCACAACACAGUCCAUCGCUUCUAAGGACGCCUCAUGUCCGCUCAACAAUUUCAAGUGUUCGAUCCGCUCCUACCAGUCGAGCGUUACUGCCAACCCUAACUCGGUACAGGAUCCCGAAGCACCAGUUCUGCCAGGUUCUGCAGGUGACCAGCAUAACGCCAAGACCCAUAAUGGAUACUUGGGCUCGCGCCCCAUCCGCAGUACUAGCGACAAGCCCGACAAAACCGAGCCGGUGUGCAUUGACGAGACGCGAGUCUGCAAUAACGUCUCCGACUGUGCUGACAAUUCCGACGAGGAGCUUUGUGGCAUCAACGAAUGUUUAGCAACAGACCCGAGUCCCUGCGCUCAGAUAUGUCGGGACCUGAAGGUCGGCUAUCAGUGCCUCUGCUAUCCAGGCUACCGACAAAACCCAACAGAUCCUCGACUUUGUGUAGACAUCGACGAGUGUGAAGAAACGCACCCGUGCCCUCAGUUGUGUCGUAACCAGCUCGGCUCAUACACCUGUAGCUGCGCAGCGGGCUACAUCGCUGAGCAGGAUGGCCACGUGUGCCGCGCCAACUCUUCUGUUCAAGCGCACUUAUUGCUGUCAAACCGCUACCACAUUCGGGAGGUCGACAUCCAUGGACACUACGAUAGGAUCGUCGUGUCUAACCUGACAAACGCUGUCGGUCUGGACUUCGACUGGGCUGAGAACUGCAUUUACUGGUCUGAUGUGGCUAACCUGUCGUCGUCUAUACGACGCAAGUGCGGGCAAGCCGAAACCGAGGUGAUCCAGUCUUCAGUGCAGUCCCCUGAUGGCAUCGCGCUGGACUGGGUGGCCCGCAACCUGUACUGGUGCGACAAGGGCCAGGACACAAUAGAAGUCUCCAAACUUAACGGCAGCUUCAGGAAAGUCCUCAUUUCCAAGGGCCUCAGUGAACCUCGAGCCAUCGUACUCGACCCUUAUCGAGGGAAUCUGUAUUGGAGUGACUGGGGUGAGAAGCCACACAUCGGCAAGGCCGGCAUGGACGGCUCAAACCCUCGCGUUCUUUUUAACGGCACAUUAGGCUGGCCUAACGCCCUCACCAUCGACUAUCCUUCCCAUACGCUCUUCUGGGCAGACGCUAACAAGGAUUAUAUUGCCAUGGCCGAUCUAGAUGCCACAAACUUCAAGUACAUUCUCAGCAAACGAAGCACCCAAGCAUUCAUCCAGCACGUUUUCGCCCUUACGGUAUUCGAAGACUGGAUUUAUUGGACGGACUGGAAAGAAAAAAGUGUCCUAAAAGCUCACAAGUUCACAGGCGCCAACAUCACGAAAGUCUACAGAGCCAUCAACAGACCAAUGGAUAUCCACGUGUUCCAUCCUUUGCGGCAGAUGCCACUGCCGGGCCCCAACCCCUGUGCCAACAACGGAGGCUGCAGCACUCUGUGUCUCCUCGCCCCCGGGGGGAAGGCCGUGUGUGAAUGUCCCACGAACUUCAAAUUAGCAGCCGACAACAAAUCCUGCGAGUCUGACUGUCCUGCUCACUUCGUCUGCGAGAAAUCCUAUCGCUGCAUCCCCUUUUGGUGGAAGUGCGACACGCAGGACGACUGCGGCGACGGCAGCGACGAGCCUGACGAUUGCCCUGCCUUCCGCUGCGAGUUGGGACAACUGCAGUGCGGUGGCGGCAACAGUAGCAACAGUAUUAGUAAGAACAGCAGCAACAGCAGCAAGAACAGCAGCAGUGGCAGCAAGAACAGCAGCGGCAACAACACGUGUCUGCACCCUGCCCAGAUCUGCGACGGCAGUCAGCAGUGUGAGGACGGCUCCGAUGAACGUGACUGCGAUGUGUACAUGUGCUUGUCGAACCAGUUCAAGUGUCCGGCCAGCGCCAUCAGUAAAGGCUUAUGCAUCGAGAAGAGCAAACUCUGCGACGGCCGCUCUGACUGCCCAGGCGGUGAAGACGAGAGUGAUUGUCAUCCUAAGCCUUGCCCUGAUGAUAAGUUUGCUUGCGUCAACAAUGCCUUGUGCAUCCCGACGGUGUGGAUGUGCGACGGCCAGAAAGAUUGCGCCGAUGGUUCCGACGAGCCCCUGGAUUGCUUCAACAGAACCUGUCCUCAAGAUCUCUUCAAGUGCAACAGCAGCGGGCAAUGUCUCCCAAAGCGUUGGGUGUGCGACGGUGAAGAUGACUGUAAAGACAAGGAAGACGAGCAACAAGACUGCCAUCUUAGUCUGCCAUGUGGCCCUAAUGAGUUCAGAUGUGCCAACAAUGUAUGCAUUCCUGCUGAUUUCCGCUGCGAUGGAGUGGACGACUGCACGGAUGGCUCCGACGAGAAUGCGAUGUGUCGAUCAUCUUCUAAGCAGUGCGAUCUCGAGGAGUUUUCCUGUGCUUCUCAGGACCAAUGCGUGGCGCAAGACUUGGUGUGCAACGGUGUCAACGAUUGCACUGACGGCAGCGACGAGCAGCUUUGUCACGACCACGUGGCGUGCAAGAGCGACUACGUGCGAUGCAACGCAACGGGCGACUGCAUUCUCAGCGAGUGGCUGUGCGACCGCGACGUGGACUGUCCGGACGGCAGCGACGAGCAGAACUGCAGCUGUCAAGGCAGCCUGGAGCGCUGCGGGGACAGCGUGUGUCUGCCCGCCUCGUGGUUCUGUGACGGAGAGAAGGACUGCAGCAAUGGCACUGACGAGGACCCUGUCUUCUGUGCCAAGAGGGAGUGUCCCGAGUCACGAUUCCGGUGCAACAACUCUAUAUGCAUUCAAGACUUCAAGAAGUGCGAUGGCGAGCCACACUGCAGCGAUGGUUCAGACGAAGAUCCUGCCCUCUGCGCCGGCAUACACGACAACCACGCCUGGUGUGGCGACGGCAAGUUCCGUUGCAGCAACAGCCACUGCAUCAGCCACAACCUCGUCUGCGACUCCUUCAACGACUGCUUCGAUAACUCAGACGAGCAAGACUGUGACACAAGUGCAUGCAGUUUCGGAACGUGCUCUCAAAUUUGCAUCCCGAAGAAGAAGUCGAACGCAACCUGUUACUGCGACAGCAAUUAUCAGCUCUUCACGUCUGACAAGAAGCGUCAGUCUUGCGUGGCAAAAGGUGGAUUGCCGUUCUUACUCGUGGCCGAGGACUCGAGGCUGCUAAGACUGGGCAUCUACCAACAGCCCAACUCCGUCGGAUCGCAGGACUCGCACGAGUUCUCUCACGGUGAAGAUUCCCCGCGCGGGCGUGUAGAAAGUGUGGACGUGUUCUACCACUCGUCUGUUUCACAACAUCCUGUAGCGUACUGGUCCAGCCUGACGACAAACAGCCUCCACUACACCAUCAUGCCAGAGUCUGAUGCCACUGCUGCACCUCCAGCAGAGAGACAGAAGGACUCUCCUUCUGCCACCACUGAGAGGCAGAGUUCGUUCAUCUCCCACAUCAGCAAACUCAUACGACUUGCCUCAUCAUCAAGCAGAGUCGACCAGCGUCCUGGCACAAACGUCAGUGACAACAACACCAACGAUGCCUUCACUAACGCCCCUUCGGGCGGCGCUGACUGGCCUAAAAAGAGGAUCCAUAGAGACGCAUUGGAAGAAAGCACCGGCGUACUUGUGCCAGAUUUGAACGAGCCACGCGGUGUGGCAGUAGACUGGGUGGGCGGGUGGGUGUAUGUGGGCUGCAAAGACUCCAUCGUGGCAGUGAGCGCAGACGGCAACACAGUCGUUACAGUCCUCAAAGCCAGGAACUUGCAGCCUCAAGACCUCGUGCUGGACCCCAGCUACGGGCGUAUGUAUUGGACGUCGGUGACAAAUCUGUUCAGUCGUCGGUCGUCCGGCAUCGAAACUUCAUUAAUGGACGGACGCGAACGGAACUGGCUACUCACACGAGAGUCUCAUUGGCCCACUGGCCUGGCCAUCGAUUAUCCCGCCAAACGUCUCUACUGGACAGAUCUAAAAUUAAGGGCAAUUUUCACCACCAAGCUCGACGGCUCUGACAAGCACCUAGUGAAGACACUUGCUGUUGGUUACGACCACCCCAACAAGCUAUCGGUGUUUGAGGACUUCGUUUACGUGAGCAUGUCGCGCGGUCACCGCGUCUAUAGAGUGCAUAAGUUCGGAGGAAGAUCUCACAACCUAACGCUGCUCGCGCAAUAUCCUCUCAAAGUUACGCACAUCACAAUCGUGCAAGAGAACAAGCAGAAUCGUAACAUCACAAAUCCGUGCUCCUACAACCCUUGUCCUGUCGGCCAAGCUUGUUUCCUGGCUGGUCCUGGGCAGCAUUCUUGUCUCUGCCCAAGACGCUCCAACAGUACCGAGUGUGGAGGGAAGGGUCUUUGUGGAGGUCCAUGUGGCAACGGUACGUGCGUGUCGUCCGGAGGUGUGCACACGUGCCAGUGUUGGCCGGGAUAUUAUGGGAAAUUCUGUCAAUCAUUCAAGUGCUCCGAUAUCUGCCAACAGGGCGUAUGCACCCAGUCAGCCACUAGCAACGCGACUUGCGUGUGUGACGGCGGCUGGACCGGCCCUCGAUGUGACGUCGAUAUGUGCAUCGGCGGGAAGUGCACUUCGGGAGGGAAAUCUGAUCAUGAGUGCAAGCCUGCCUGCCGCAAUAACGGCUGGUGUGUGCUGGCAUCUGGCAGUGGCAAGGCAUUCUGCCGCUGCCCGCCUGGCUUCUCUGGCUCCACGUGCGAGAACGACGCGUGCUACCCAAAUAACGAAAGUUUUUGUGGUCUAAAGGGGUCGUGUUCACUAAAUGCCACAGGGUCGGCCGUUUGUAGCUGCCCCGCCGGGUACACGGGCGACCGAUGCCAACACUCAAACUGUGACGCCUACUGCAUUAAGGGUAACUGCAACCUGCAGUUGGACGGUCGACCUGCGUGCUCGUGCUUCUGGGGCUACAUUGGCGACCGCUGCGAACGAAACGUUUCGUUCGCCACCGUCAGCGACUGUAACGGAGUGCACUGCGAGAACGGCGGCACUUGCCACAGAACGCACACCGGCGGAGAGUGCCAAUGCCCUGUGGGCUACGCCGGUGACAGGUGUGAGGAACGAUCAGGCAGCGGCGAGAAUUUGUGCGCUGGAAUCUUCUGCAAACAUGGCGGCUGGUGCAAGGUUGAAUUCGGAAACGGCAAGUGUCGCUGCCCCGACGAAUGGGUUGGUGAAGACUGCAGCGUACGUCGGUCAUGUAGAUCUCGCUGCUUCAAUGGUGGCACUUGCAUCAUGAAUCCAGACCCAUCGCUUGCCCCGGAGUGCUUGUGCCCAAUUGGCUUCUAUGGUUUGCGAUGUGAGACUUCCAGUCAGUCUUUGGACAAAGUAUUCAUGACAAAGUGGCGUGAAAGUCACUAUACAGCAGCUGUGGUCUCUACCAUAAUAACAUUGUUGCUGCUGUUGUCGGUGCUGCUGCUGGGAGUGUGGUGGAAGUGCCGACGCAGUCGACGUGGAAUUGAACACGUCAGGCUGGAAGACACGAGCGCGGCCGGCACUGUUGAGCUCACCAAUCCGAUCUUCAUGGCUCAGGGCGCUCACCACGACGACGAGCCCGUCUUUACUUUGCAGGAUGCGAAACAAAAUGGCAAUGGUACUGCGGGGAAUUUCAAGAAUCCUGUCUACGACAGCCUAUAUGAAAGGAACGACGAUACUGUUGCCGCACUUGAAGAACGUGCUGGUCUUCUCGAUUCAGUUGACCCUUUGGGCGUCAUGCAUCAAAGCCAUCACCACGAGAAUGGAGCGAGACUUGCGUGAGAUUUUCCCUUCUCAUGCAUUAUUUAUUAAGUAUGUGGUGCUUAUUAUCGAGAUUACCUCGUUGAAAACAGAAUAAUUGAAAAGUUUGGAAAAUAUUAGCAUAAAUUUUACGCUCCUAACAUUAGAGUGGUAGCACUCUCUAAAAAUGCUGGGUUUUAUGGAAGAGCUGACAUUUGUAACUCGUGAUACGUUUUCUUUUUCUAAUGAAUCCAAUGCAUUUUAUCACGCAGUCUUCCUGUGUAUAGAAUUUGGUAACUCAUCGCUGAGGAAGCGACUACUGCGUGAUUGGUGAAGGUCUUCCACACGUUUCUCUAAAGAAUCUAGUGAGAUAGAAGUAUCUUUGACCGUUAGUAUUCAAUUAUCUGAACUCGUUCAUAGUCUUGGUAACUUGCUUACCAAUUAUUUUCGUUUUGGUUUGAUGCGGUAUUUAUAUUGAGGUAUAAUGGCCACAAGGCAUUGUUUAUAUUUUUAACAUUCGGGCAUUCAAUUUUUUUUCUAUUCCGGAGCUGAUAAAUGGUUCACAAGCAUGUGAUUUUCGUCUCCGAAAUUAGCUUGGUUGUAUUUUCUAAUCUGUUUGAGCUAUGAACUAUCUUUUGCUAAUUCAUGUUUUGCUUUAAAAUGCAUAAUUAUUUAAAAUAGUUAUCUCACGCAUUUCAACUUCAGCAAUUCACCACAUUGAAGAUUGAAUGCUUGGUCUUUUUAAAUAUAUAAAUAUUUUGUGCCAAUUCCGUCGCAAUUAAUUUAAGUAAGAUGAUUAAGUUGCGGUCUGACUAAUUUAAUAAAUUGGAUACUCAUCGAGUGUUCUGGUGGCCUCAAAUAUUUUUAGAUUUAGUCAAAUUAUUUUGAAAUAAUCCUUAAUUUUUUUAUACUGUUAUCUCCCAGAGCAAUGUUAUCUCUGUUUUAAUUAACAUUAAUUAUUAAUUUUUGUCACAUUUAAUUGUCUCGACUAUAAUUUUUAUAUGUUUAUCACAGUAAUGAGUUCAAAACAUGCCGGUAAUGACUGAAGUGUUGGCGAGGUUCGCUGAUCAAAGUUACUUUAGAAUCAGUUUUUGAAGCAUUGAAAGGCAGAAACAAUGUUUCAUGUAUAUGUGAUGUAGCUAGUCACGAAGCACUGCAGAAAUGGCAGUUUUUCAUGUUUAUCUUGCCUUUUCCAAAAGACAUUGGAAAUGCUAUUUUUUUUUGUUUUCUUCAUCUAUUACAAGAAGUUGUCAGAUUUUCUUCUACAUUGACAAUUGAUUGAAUGUUGACUAGUUAUUCAGAAUUUCUAGUCAAUCUAAUAUUUUUCUGUUGCUACAGACGUCUGUACGCUUUAUAAUCAUGUCUAAUGAAUGUAACGUGCAUAAGUUUUUCAAUGGCAGACUCGCGACGCGCGAAUAAGUUGAAGCGUGCAAUGAAGCCUUGCGUAUAUAUAUCUAAAUUGAUAUAUAGGUCUAUUUUUAGGUUGCCUGUGAUCCGAUGAAAAUUCAGGGCCUUUAAACCUAACAUCUGAGGAGUUCUGCGUUUUUUUUAUCAAGCACAAUUUCGGUGUUUGUCGCAGUCAAGUGCAAUUCUUUCCAAUCUUACUACGCACUGAAAUCUUGUCUAAGCUCAUUGUGGCAGUAUAUGCUGCCAUAAUAUCAAACGAUCAUAAGUUCUAGACCUAUUCAAUUAGUUGCAUUUUGUGAAAUCAUGAAGUGCUUUUAAUCAGGCUACUUUUACCCACUCUCGACCUUAUCGAAAAACAUCAUGUACCUUAUUUUUUGCGAGCAAACAGACUAAGAUAAAUUUUGUAUUAUAGCACGUGGUCAUUUUCUCGAGUAUCAUUGUACGCAUCUGCGUCCAGUGUAAUACCUGCGAUGUCGUUUUCUGUGCCACAUACAAAGAUGGGGCAUAAACUUGUCACGUUUCAUUAUACGAUUAGCUCAGCAUAAACUGCACGACGUCGGAGUGCACGUGUUCACCAAUUUCAAAUAUUCACAAAAAUAUAUUACGGCAGUAUUUUGUGACCUAUAAGCUACUAGACUAAAAUCUUUUAUAUGUAAUGACAGCCGAGAACUCGAGCCUUCUAUUUUUAAUAAAUCUUAAGUGUACAA